Molecule: messenger RNA, 681 nt
Organism: Porites evermanni
Lineage: Eukaryota; Metazoa; Cnidaria; Anthozoa; Scleractinia; Poritidae
Source: the annotation of a GenBank genome assembly
AUGAUGGAGUACUCGUGUUUCGACUUCAAUUUUCUUGAAGUUGACAAGAAAGUGAGUUCUCUUGAGGAUUUCAUUCAUUUCAUUGAUGCCGAGUUCGAGUUCGAGUCUUUCUCAGAUGUGUUGUUGUUAUGCGCAAGGGAUGUUGUAACUGGACUAGAUUAUCUUCAUAGCCACAACAUAGCCCAUAGAGACCUAAAACUUGGAAAUACUCUGGUUUCCAAUCAACAUUAUAUCACAAUGGAUGGUGACUGGGCUAAAGUGUACGCUGAGUGCCCCAUUGUCCGCAAACUUGCAGAUUUUGGUCUGAGCAGAUCUCCAGACAUGCAGACAACCUCAUUCCUGCAGACGAGGACUGAAUCAACUUGCCGUGGUACUCCUGUAUUUAUGGCACCCGAGAUCUAUUUAGAAAACCUCCGUUUCGCUGGCCAGGAAGACCUAAAGAAGGCCGACAUUUGGUCUUUAGGGCUUAUGAUGUUUGCCAUUAUCAAUCCCAACCUUACCCAUCUAUAUUCGGCUGAAUUUGAACGGUCUGGUAUUUCAUUCUCCGACAAGGCUCUGACAGAUUUCUUGAAACGACAAGAACUACCGUGUCACGACAAUAAAUAUGAGUAUUUCAGGAUAACUCAGCGGUGGCAAAUUGAAGAAGUAUUCAAGUUAUGCGCGAAAUAUGACCCAAGAUAA